Molecule: messenger RNA, 450 nt
Organism: Candida tropicalis MYA-3404
Lineage: Eukaryota; Fungi; Ascomycota; Pichiomycetes; Serinales; Debaryomycetaceae
Exons: 1
Coding region: 1-450 (149 amino acids)
Source: RefSeq, a predicted model, not a curated record
AUGAUUAUCACAAACAUUGAAGAUUCAGUAUCACUUGUUAAGAGGUAUUACACUACCUAUAACAAUUACAAUCGUAGCAAUUGGUACAGAAGACGUUGGUUAUUAUGGUUGUUGUUAAUUAUCCCAUUCCUUUUUAUUAUCAUAAUGUUUUUCCUUAGAAGAAGAAAGAGAAGUAAGGUGGUGUAUAAUACAGCAUAUGAACAACCACAACCACCGCCACAACAACCUAGUGGUACAUAUUAUAACCAGGGUAAUAAUCAAUACCAAGGGGGAUAUUAUGGCAAUAAUGAUUUGCCUCCUCAACAGACACCGGGCUAUGUUCCACCUCCUUACCCAGAAACUUCCCAACCUUCAUAUGGUGGAUACAAUGCUCAACAACAGGAUUCUGGAACAUAUGAGCAAUAUUCCAGACCAGAUGGCCCUCCUCCUGCUCAUACCAAAAACUAUUAG